AUGGAGGAAUCAGACUCGUUUGCCAAAGAAUUCGACUCCCGGAUCCCGUCCAACAAAGCCAAACCUGCACUUAGUGACGCAUACCAGCACAGCGGAGCGGAUGCAAAGCACCCCAAGCGGCCAUCAAGGGAAGAACUAAGCGAGGACGACCGGCAUAAGAUCGAAGAAAAAGAGGAGGAAGUCGAACGACAUAACCGGGAUAUGGAGGGGAGACAUGGCCGGGCAUCUAGCCAGAUCACACAGGAAGGAGAGCUUGAAACGCUGGAUGAGAUGGAAGAGGUAAGGUUCAAGGGCGAGGAUUAG
Arthroderma uncinatum is the source of this 303-nucleotide messenger RNA. RefSeq lists its product as uncharacterized. The coding region runs from base 1 to 303 and encodes 100 amino acids. The transcript has a single exon. Lineage: Eukaryota; Fungi; Ascomycota; Eurotiomycetes; Onygenales; Arthrodermataceae. The record is from RefSeq and is a predicted model, not a curated record.